This is a messenger RNA of Fragaria vesca subsp. vesca, 878 nucleotides long. RefSeq lists its product as uncharacterized. Gene Ontology annotation, biological process: defense response to fungus. The record is from RefSeq and is a predicted model, not a curated record. The coding region runs from base 135 to 878 and encodes 247 amino acids. NCBI's taxonomy places the organism in Eukaryota, Viridiplantae, Streptophyta, Magnoliopsida, Rosales, Rosaceae. The transcript has 2 exons.
AAAGCAAAAGCCCCAUCAAGCUGGUGAAGAAGGCAAACUCUGUGCCCGUCCCCGUGCCCUCCAACUAAGAUUGAAACGAAUACAAGUUUUCUCAUUUCAGUGAUGAAUUUUGUGGUAAUAUAUAAAAAUCAGUGAUGGUUAUAGUAGGGGAGUUUGUAGGGGGUGCUGCUCUUGGUGCAGCAUUUGGUCUGUUGUUUGAUGCUAUCAAGAAAGCAGUUGACAAGCCUAGUACCUUUAAACCCCUCUAUGAGAACAUCAAGUUUUCGCUGAAGUUUUUAAAACCAAUGAUCGAAAAGAUAGGAGAGCAUAAUGUGGAAUUGGGUCUCCCAGAUGAAGAAAUAAAGUACAUUAUAAGAGAAAUGGAGGGUGUAAAGCUUGUCCAGAAGUCAUCAAAGGUUAGUAAGUGGAACUGCAUGAAGUUUUAUUACACGGAUCAACUUAUUGAACUGGAUGGGUCUCUUAAAAGACUGUUAGAUAUAUUGUUAGUUCAAGGAGUAAGAGAUGGCAAGGAGACCUUGAUUUUGGCAAGAAAACACCAAGAGCAACUUACUGAAUCGGCAAGAGAUGCAAAGGAGACCUUAGUUUUGGCACAAAAGAACAAUGACCAGCUUACUGAAUCAGCAAAGGAUGGGAAAGAGACCUUAGUUCUGGCCAGACAAAAUGCUGAGCAACUCAUUAAAACGUCAAGAGAUGGAAAGGAGACAGUGGAUUUGGCAAAACUAAACAAUGAACGGCUUAUUGAAUCAGCAAGGGAUGGGAAGGAGACCCUGGUUUUGGCCAAGAACAUUAAAAGGUUUCUCAAACGAAUUGAAUGUUUGGUGCGUUGUACUUAUAAAGGUAAUAAUGUGCACUCCAACACCAAGUACUGUGCCAUAUAG